Molecule: messenger RNA, 1666 nt
Organism: Aphanomyces astaci
Lineage: Eukaryota; Oomycota; Saprolegniomycetes; Saprolegniales; Verrucalvaceae
Exons: 3
Coding region: 22-1533 (503 amino acids)
Biological process (GO): entrainment of circadian clock by photoperiod; circadian regulation of gene expression
Cellular component (GO): cytoplasm; nucleus
Molecular function (GO): FAD binding; DNA binding
Source: RefSeq, a predicted model, not a curated record
CUCGAAGUCCAAAAGCCAAGCAUGAAGGACUCGGUAGUAGCCCUCCACUGGUUCCGCAAAGGACUCCGCCUUCACGACAACCCAGCACUGCACGCUGCUGUUGAUGCUGGAGCCAAACGGAUAUAUCCCGUGUACGUCCUUGAGCCAGCACUCGAGAAGCGAGACAUUGGCAUCAACCGCUAUACGCAUCUCCUCGAAACCCUCGUCGACCUUGACGCGAGUCUUCGACGUGAGAACUCUCGGCUCUUUGUCGUACAGGGCGACGAUACGGUCGAUCAGCUUGAACAAGCGUUCAAACGGUGGGACAUCAAUCUCUUGACGUUCGAGUUCGAUUCAGAGCCAGCGUCGAUGGCUCUCGGUGCCAAAGUGACUGAUCUGGCUCGCACAAUGAACAUCCACGUCGUAACGAAGUGCGGCCACACGCUGUUCCACCCAGAGGAGUACAUCGCCGCCAGCACCCGACACCGCCUCUCAUUCCACACAUACGGUGCGUUUUGCUCUCUUUUUCGAGCCAUGGGGCCCAUGCGAGAGCCCUUACCCGUCCCGUCCUUGCCUGCUGCUACCUUCGACGACGACAAUGCCUACACCGUGCCGACACUGAGGGAGCUGACGUACCCUCCACGAACGGCGCCUCUGCUGUAUCCCGGUGGGGAAUCGCAUGCAUUAACUCGACUCAACGACCAAAUCGUGCAACGAGCCAAGUGGGUGGAGCACUUUGAAAAGCCCAAGACGAGUCCGAACGCGCUGACCCCGUCCACGACUGUGCUGUCGCCGUACUUGAGUCACGGGUCUCUCUCGGUGGCCCUUCUGUUCCAGCGCCUAGAAGCCAUCUCGAAGGCCGCCGUAAAGCCGACACUGCCGCCCGUGUCCCUAACUGGCCAAGUGCUGUGGCGCGAGUUCUUCUACUUGCAAGGUGCCACGAUUCCGAACUUCGACUCCAUGGAGGGCAAUCCAGUGAUCCGCCAAAUUCCGUGGGAAAGAGAUGUGUCGGUCAUUUCCAAGUGGCGGAAUGGCCAGACAGGGUUCCCAUUCAUCGAUGCCAUCAUGCGGCAGCUAAAGGCCGAAGGGUGGAUCCACCACCUGGCUCGGCACGCCGCCGCCUGCUUCCUCACGCGCGGCGACCUCUGGCAGCAUUGGGAGGAAGGCGCCAAGGUGUUUGAGCUGUACUUGGUGGACUUUGACUGGUCUCUGAACAACGGCAACUGGCAGUGGCUGUCGUGCUCGCACUUUUACUUCCAGUACUUCAAAUGCUACUCCCCAGUGGCGUUUGGGAAAAAGACAGACCCCCAAGGCCUGUACAUCAAGCGAUGGGUGCCGGAGCUACGGCACUUUCCUCAAAAGUACAUUUACGAGCCGUGGAAAGCCCCGAGGGAAGCUCAAACGAUGUACCAGUGCUGGAUAGGCAGGGAUUACCCCACCCCGAUGAUAGAGGACCACGCUGCAGUCUCCAAGCAAAACAUGGCCAAAAUCAAAGUCGCUUACGCCAAGCAAGCGGGAGUGACCUCUGUGAAGAAACGAAAAGCCGACAUUUAACGUGUCCAGUACUAGUACUACAGUUCGGACAUGGUUAUUGGUGAAACGACAUGAACUUGAAAGGUGAUUAGACAACGUAUAAUUGAAGCAUUGGAUGCUUGGUCGAUCCCGAUGUCGUUCAGUAACAUAUCAG